UAUAGCGCGUGCUUCACAAGGCCCAUUUCGCACUAACGCUUUUUUCCCGGCCGCGUUUUUAACGGAGCCAAACUUCGGCUCAUUGGAAUCUACGGAGCUCGAUUGCCUUCAGGUUCUAUUUUGGAAGCAAACAGAGGAGAGAUACGGUAGUGUGAAACCGGCCCAAGGCUAGUUGGAAACCCACUUUCCUCGGAGGGAAACAGUCGCACAAGAAUGCAUAGGAUUUCGAUUUGGUCAGCUCUCUUACUCGCGGUCUGCGUGGCACUAGGUUCGCCUGCAUUGGGUCACGCCAAAUGUAUUCCCGAACUCCUUAAAGAUGUGAAGUACGUCCCUGGAGCCGACUCGAUCACACUCAUUCCGCCGCGCUUCACCCCCGAGGAAGAGUGUGUGCUCAAAGGGCAGUACUGGUACGUGGCCUCGUACGCAAAAGAAGGCGAGGGACCGAUACCCUGGAUACCCGUACGCAUCGAAGGACCCGUCGUCAUCCAACACCUCACGCCCUCGACGACGUACAAUAUAAAAAUUGCCAUGAGAUACAUCUAUACCAGCCUCACCAGCAGAAAACAAGUUGAGGAAACACCAGAAUUCCCAAUUGAGGCGAAAACCAUAGCCCUCGCAGUGCCACCCCCACCGACCAAGGAAAUCAAACUGAUGGAUUCAUCCCACCUGAAUAAGACCCAGCAGGAGUUUGAAAUUCCCUCCGACAUCUUCAGUAACGUCAACGGGGCUCUCAAAAAAAUCUAUGCACUCGUGGCACAGGACACGGAAAUAGAUAAAUGCGAGGAGCCAGUUACGUGGAGAAUAGCCCAUUCGCACUCCCCCAUCAAGUGUUACAAAGCUGGAGCCGAAAACGAGCUUCAUUUACCUUGUCAGUUUAAAGAUGACAGUGCGCUGACAUGCGUAUUGGGGUCGCAAGAAGGAUGCGAUGGCGAUAUGUGCAAUGGACCACUGACGCCUGGCGUCAAGUACGGGGUAAAGCUAAGGGCCAUUAACGAGGCUGGGUCCACAGAUUCCAAGCCAGCUUUCUUCACAGCUGGAAGCCCACCUGGCGCUGCUGGCAGUGGCAGAACAGUCAGUGGAAGCUCCUCGCUGAUCGGUGGUAUCACAUUCUUCGCAGUUCUCGCAAUGACGAAAUAGUCACACCUGUGUUCGUAGGAUUCUACUAAAGGAGACCCCUGUUGCAACCUUGUGCCACGGCAUUCAAGAACUGGCGCUGAAAGAUGCAACAAAUGGCCGCACAUCAGAACUCGUCUGAUGAUCGCGAGGCAUGCCAUGUCUGGGGGGUUCUUUACCGGGAAUGGUGGCAAAAUUUGAACCAAAUCACGGGAAUUCUUGUGUUGUGUAGAAAUGUUUGCAUUUGACCCAUCUUUACAGGUACAGCGACACUUUGUACAGUUACAUUGAAUAAACACAUCUGACGAUUAGUUGCACCAACGUAAA
Ornithodoros turicata is the source of this 1440-nucleotide messenger RNA. RefSeq lists its product as uncharacterized. The transcript has 9 exons. Lineage: Eukaryota; Metazoa; Arthropoda; Arachnida; Ixodida; Argasidae. The record is from RefSeq and is a predicted model, not a curated record. The coding region runs from base 214 to 1137 and encodes 307 amino acids.